Molecule: messenger RNA, 1961 nt
Organism: Malus domestica (apple)
Lineage: Eukaryota; Viridiplantae; Streptophyta; Magnoliopsida; Rosales; Rosaceae
Source: RefSeq, a predicted model, not a curated record
AGGCAUUGGAUUUCUGUGUGUUUCUAUGUGUUUUGAAGUCUGUGCAAUUGGUACUUUGUCCAAGUUUUCAUCUUUUGUAAUAUCAAGAUUUUGAACACUUACCCAUUUGUUGUUUUUGCAAACAUUUGCUUUUGGGUUAUCCGAAAAGUUGCGGGAUUUCGUUAUGUAUUGACCGGUAGUUUCAGUAACAAUAGAGAUUUAUCCGAAAAGUUGUGAUAUUCGUGUGUCGUUUGGUUAAGAAAAUAUGGCAAUCAAAUCUGUCACUGUUAGUGAAAUUCAAACCUUGUUGCAUGCUUAGCCGCUUGCCCUAGUUCGGUUAAAACAGCAGUGGGUGUAGAGUUAUUAGUGAUAUUCGUAGAUUGGUGCUGCGUGAAUCUAUAGUAGGAAGGAGCCAAGCAAAAUCUUUGUUGGAUUAGUAAGGGAGCAUUCUGAGUUCUUCUGUGGACACUGAUGACCUUGUUGAGUAGUCAACGUAAGUUUUUUCGGCGGUUGUCUUUGAGUGUUUGAAAGCAUCCCCGAGAUUUAUUUGCGGGACUGUUUUAUUUGGGUUCUCUGGGAGAGAAAUAAGCAUUGGAAGCUUGAUAUUGUAUACUUUGGCUUGCUUAUGACGCAUACAAUUUAGUGUACGGUGCUUUUUUCUUCUGCCAGAGUCAUCCCCUGCUGUUUUGGUAUUAGAUAUGUGAGUGGCUUUGAUAGAAGUUGAAGUGCUAGUUGUUAGUGGGCCACCACUUCAUGAGACAUUGACCCAUGGAUCCUGAAGGAACAAAGUUUGGACGAGGACCAAAAGAGUUGACUGGUGCUGUAGAUCUCAUAAGUCACUACAAGUUACUUCCCCACCAUGAGUUUUUCUGCAAGCGAUCACUUCCAGUAUCAAUAUCAGACACACACUAUCUUCACAAUGUGGUGGGAGACACGGAAAUCAGAAAAGGAGAUGGGAUGCAGUUGGAUCAACUUAUCCAGAGUACAUCAUAUCCCCGGGAUACGAAACCACGCAUACAGCCUUUUGACCUAGAUACUCUCAGAGAGGCUUUCCAUCUUAGAGAAACGGCUCCUAUUGAUCUGCCACUUGCAGAUAAGGGGACUCCAACUAUUGCAGGGAAAUCAAAGAGUGAGUCUAAAGACAAGGAGAAGAAACACAAAAAGCACAAGGACAAAGACAAAGACAAAGAGAAGGAUAAAGAGCACAAGAAGCGUAAACACCGUCAUAAAGAUCGAAGUAAAGAUAAAGACAAGGAUAAGAAGAAGGAUAAAGGUGGGCAUCAUGAUCCGGUCGGUGAUCACUCAAAGAAACAUGAAAAGAAAAGGAAACAUGAUGGAGAUGACGAUCUUAAUGAUGUCCACAGACACAAAAAAGCAUAAGAGCUCAAAACUUGAUGAAGUGGGUGCAAUCAGGGUAGCUGGCUGAAAUGAGGGGAUAUUUUAGUAAUUUUGUUUUCUUCAAAUGGUCGUUGUUCAUAGUCUGGAGGGGUCUUUCACUUGAUUUUGUGUUUCUUGAGAGUAACUUUUGAACUGACUAAAGAUUGUGAAGAAGGUGAAUUCACCUACUGAAAAUGUGGAUUAAAGGUAAAAAGUAGUUAAAGUGAACUUUGUAUAAUAACAAUGAUCUAAUAUGACUGCCUGUAAUUUGCAAACAACUAUGUUACUUUGUUUUCAUGGCACAUUGGAUAUGGUACUAUGUCUACGGUAUUACUAUAUUUUAGCAUUUUUAGAAGUCCAAAAUUUAUAAUUUGUGAGGGAGAGUUUGUACCUUGUAGCUUCCAGUUGUAGGGAAAAAUAGGUUUAGGAAGAGAUUGUAUAAAUGAUACCUUUCGUUCCUGUUUUGUUGUAUUAACAGCUAACAUUACUGCUUAUCCAAAAAACAUGUAACAUCUAGGCUUCUGUUCUCACCGAAAUUCUAAAUGGUAACAGUGAAAUACUCUGCAAAAAUAGAAAGACGUGAUGGUAGGUAUUCGAGACGAUCA